AUGAUAAAGCAACCAUUUAUUCUUGCUAUUCUUAUCUCAUCCGUUGUUCUUAAUCAAGGAAACCAUGACGAUAUCAUAUCUCCAUUUGAUGAUGAUAAUAGUAUACAACAAAAUAUUAAUAUAACGUGUUUUUGUACCGGUGAUGCACAAUGUGACUUGCAAUCUUCUACUUGUCAAAUAACACAUCCUGAUCAUGCUUGUUAUGAAGCUUGGGAGAAAAGCUUCCAUGAUAAUACGAUCGAUGUCACUGCUGGAUGUGUGUCUAAUACUUAUUUGUGGAGACAACUAUGGUGUAAUGGUAACAAAAGUGAUCGAUAUGUAAUUUGUUGUACUGGCAAUGAUUAUUGUAAUGAUCGUGAUGCAUAUUCGAGCGAUAUACGAAAACAAUUAUCGUCAUCAAGUAACUUCAAUUAUAAACCUGUGAAUUUACUAGUUAUAUAUAAAUUAUUCAUUGUCACUGUAUGCAUUGUUAUGAUAUCGUGUUUAAUUCUAUUUAUUUUAUUUCGUAUUAAACGAAAAAAGAAUUUUUCAUUGAAUCAGACUGAAUCAAAUUUAAAACGACAUUUAUUAAAAUAUAAAUGUCUUCAACCAAAACAUUCCACGAUAGAUAUUUAUCCAGAUAAUGAAUCAAUUGGUUCGGAUAGAGGCAGUAUUCCUGAUUUAGUACCAAUUCGAUUCCCAAAUCAAGUAACAUUAGAUAAAAAAAUUGGUGUUGGUGGUUUUGGUCGUGUUUAUAGUGGUAAAUGGAUGAACAAAACUGUCAUUGCUAUAAAAGUCUUUCCAGCACAUGAUGAACCAUCAUGGCAGCGAGAAGUUUUUAUUUAUGAAACCUUUUGUUUAAAUCAUGACAACAUUCUUCGAUUUAUUACUGCAGAUCAUAUAGAUGUUUCAGGUUAUACUGAACAUUGGAUUGCUACUGAAUAUCAUUCAAAUGGAUCUGUUUAUGAUUAUCUUCAUAAUCAUACAAUAACAAUUCCAAUAAUGAUUAAAAUGAUGCAUAGUAUUGUCAGUGGUCUGUUUCAUUUACAUACACCUAUUGAUUCAGCAAGAGCAAAAGUUUCAUUGGCACAUCGAGAUUUGAAAACAAAAAAUAUUUUAGUUAAACAAGAUUUAUCAUGUUGUAUUGCAGAUUUAGGUCUUGCAGUUAAAGAAAAACGGGAAGUAAAGAUUGAUAAAGAAAAUCCGACUGUUAUUGAUAUUAUUGCAAAUCAUCGUGCUGGCACAAUUCGUUAUAUGGCACCGGAAAUUUUAAAUAAAACAUUAAAUGAUCAAAGUUUUGAAUCAUAUAAAGCUACUGAUCUUUAUGCAUUAGGACUUGUUUUUUGGGAAAUGUUACGAAGAUGUCAAACAACUCCAGAAGAAAAUGAUACGGAUGAUUAUCAACUUCCAUAUGAAGAUAUUUUACCAAAUAAUCCAUCACUUGAACAAAUGCAUGACGUUGUAUGUAUACAAAAAUUUCGACCAUUACCUUCAUCUCGGUGGAAAAAUAAUUCGAUUCUUAGUUAUAUUUUUGAACAAUCAGAAGAAUUAUGGUUAGAAAAUCCUGCAUGUCGUCCGAGUAGUUGUCGAAUUGAGACACAACUAAGAGAUCAACUUCAAUCAAUAGAAAUUAUAUCCUUACAUGGAUAUAAUGAACAAAGAAUUGAAAGCCCACAAACUAUUUAA
Adineta steineri is the source of this 1665-nucleotide messenger RNA. NCBI's taxonomy places the organism in Eukaryota, Metazoa, Rotifera, Eurotatoria, Adinetida, Adinetidae. The record is from the annotation of a GenBank genome assembly.